Carica papaya (papaya) is the source of this 1472-nucleotide messenger RNA. The record is from RefSeq and is a predicted model, not a curated record. Lineage: Eukaryota; Viridiplantae; Streptophyta; Magnoliopsida; Brassicales; Caricaceae.
CUCGCUUAUGUCUAAUGAUUUACUAAAAAGCACAAUUAAAAACGAAAUUGACAGGUAACAACUGACAACAAUGCACGCAUGUACAGUGGAUAAAAAAACUCCCAACUCCUAAAAUCCCAUUCCCUUCCAACUCUAAUGACGGUAUCUGACGUCACCGCCGGUCACAAUGUCACGGCAAUCCCCACUUUCCUUCCCCUUUCCAUUUCCUUUCUCUUCUCUCUCUCUUCUUCCCUCUCCUUCCCUAUCUCUCCUGUCUCUUCCCCUCGCAUCAGCAUCAAUCCAUCAGAUCGUCUUCCUCUUCACCUCCCAAUCUCUUAUCCUGCACCCCAACAGUUGGCGCGCACGUUAGGACAUACCACGCGCCACCAAUAAUGGACCCCCACGGUCCCACCCACCAACUCCCCGCGUCCGUUGGCGGCGGCCGCGAGGACUGCUGGAGCGAAGCCGCCACCGAGGUGCUCAUCGAGACGUGGGGAGACCGUUACGUGAAGCUCAACCGCGGGAAUUUACGACAGAAGGACUGGAAGGAGGUCGCUGACGCUGUUAACUCCAGCCGUUAUGACGGCAUCGUCAGGCUCAAGACCGAUGUUCAGUGCAAGAACCGCAUCGACACUUUGAAGAAGAAGUACAAGCUGGAGAAAGGGAAGCCGGCGCCGUCGAAGUGGCCGUUCUUUCAUCGUCUCGAUUCCCUCAUCGGCGUUGCAAAGAAACCCCCCUCCGUCACUUUCACAGUGAACUCCUCCCGCCACAAGCCAGGCGUUAACCCGAAUCUAUAUGCGGCCGGCUCGAAGUCAACAGAAAGCUCGUUUGGCGGCGAUGACGAUAAUGAUGAGGACGAAGGGGUGGGUUCGAUGGCUAGGAAACAGCAUCGAGCACAGGCCGUAGAUUUUUCUGGUGGGGCUGGGUAUAGGGAAUUGGCGAGAGCAAUAUUGAAAUUCGGGGAGGCUUAUGAGAGGAUAGAGAGCUCGAAGCAGCAGCAAAUUAUGGAGUUAGAGAAGCAGAGGAUGGAGUUUAUGAAGGAUCUCGAAUUUAAGCGAAUGAAUAUGUUGAUGGAUGCUCAGGUACAGCUGGAGAAGUUGAAGAGAAAGAGGCAAGCUGCUGAUUCAGGGAAGAAAUCAUAGUCUUGGACCUCAUGAUUCCUCUGUUUCUAAGAAGACCUGCAGCCUGGACAUAUCUGUGACAACCAAUUUCUGGGAUCUCUUGCUCUAAAAUAGAAGACUUGCAGCCUGACUAUAUAUAUCAAGGUCUUUUUUUUGGAUAUCUGGUGCAGGAAUGGGGCUUUUUUGGGUAUGGCGGGUCUUAAUGAUGGUGAAGUGUAUGUAGCUGUUGUUGUAACGGUUGAUGUACAUAAUUAGUUGUCUCGAUAUAGAUAUCUUCUAGUUUCUAACUGUAACAUGGUCACCUUCUAUAUUUGUAAAUCAUAUGUUGUAUGCGAUUGAUGUAUAAUAGGUUGCAUUUGCAUUUUGUCUCAA